UUUCUUCAAAUGGCUUUCAAUUUUCAUGAUGUAUUUUGUUGGAUUCAAAAUCUUCCACAAAUCUCACAAUGGAAAACAAAUUCCAUCUCCUUAAACAUAUGUUCUUCAACAACAUCUCAACCAAUUCUCAAUCUUACCAUAUCAAAAAUUCAUCAAUCCUCAAAACUCAAUUUUUUAAUUAUUGCUGACUUCAAUGGUAUUCCAAUUAAUCUUUGGAAUUCAAAACCAUUUAAGCAAAACUCAAAAACCAACAAUUUAUUAGACAAAGAAAUAAUUUCAAAUCUCUUUCUUAAUUUCAUUCAAGACAUUCUUCAUUAUGGUUCAAACAAAAACAGCCCUUAUAUAAAAUUUCCAAAACUUGACUCUGUUCAAAAUCUACCAAACAUUUUCAACCUCACUUUUUUCACUCUUUUAUUCCUUGUUUGCAUAUACGAAGAACCUAAAAAUCUUCGCGAUACAUUUAUUGGUAUUUUAAAAGACCACUUAACAAGUUAUGAAUCAAGACAAGCGUCAAAUUUGCUUAUGAAACUUUUAGGUUCGAAUUUACAAGAACAAUGGAUGCGUUCGUUGAACCUUGGAGUUACUAAUUGGGUUGGUGAACAUGAAGAACAACAUCAAAACAUGUUUAGAACACCUUGUUCUUUGUUUUCUUAUGCUUUUUCAACAUUUGGGUUGUGGAAAGUGCAACUUUAUUGUCCUGCUAUUUGCAUGGAUGUUGAGAAAUCAGAUAAUCAUCCAACUGAGAGACUUCAAUUCUCUCUUAAGUAUCAUCAAGUUGAAAGUGUUCUUCAGUUUAAUUAUAAAGUUGUUGUUAAAGAGGAGUGGGUUGAAAUCAUGGUCAACAUUGAUAACAUAAGGUGUGAUGUUACAAAAUUGGUGAAUGAUUCACUUGUAAGAGAAAGAGGAGCAGGUGCAGCUGAAAAACAUUUUCCAUCAAGAAUAUCAUUACAACUCACACCAACUCUUCAAAAUCAAGUAGUAAGUUUAUCGGUAGGAAAAUCGACAGAAAAUCCAAAAAAAGAAAUUGGCAUUGACAAAGGUAUAGAAGCAUCAAUAGAGCCACCAAAUCCCUUAGGACUUAAAGUUUCAGCUGGAGAAUCAACAACCGUGAGUUUAAAGCCAUGGAAAUUUGAACAAUCAGUUUAUGGCUAUAGUGCAAAUUUAAAUUGGUUUUUACAUGAUAGUAUGGAUGGUAAAGAAGUGUUUUCAUCCAAGCCUUCAAAAUUUGCAUUAAUUAAUCCAAAAUCAUGGUUUAAAAAUCGUUACUCUAGUGCUUAUAGACCUUUUACUAGACAAGGUGGUGUUAUUUUUGCUGGUGAUGAAUAUGGUGAAAGUGUUAAUUGGAAAGUUGAUAAAAGUGCUUUUGGGAAAACAAUGGAAUGGGAAAUAAGAGGUUGGAUAUGGUUAACUUAUUGGCCUAAUAAAAGACUAACGUUGUAUAAUGAAACUAGGAGGUUGGAGUUUCGUGAAAUUGUUAAUCUUGAUGUUGCUUAAUUAACCAUAUAAUUAGCUUAGGUGUGGUGUGGUGUGGUGUGAUGGAUGAUUUAUUAUUUAAAAGCACUUUUUUAAGCAUAGGAAAAAAAACUUAUAUAUAUACGAUUCAUCGAUUGUGUGUACAUGAUGAUAGAAAAUAGAAAUGAAGCUAUUGUGUGUUUUAAUAAAGAGAAAUGAUAAUUCAACAUAAAA
Trifolium pratense (red clover) is the source of this 1686-nucleotide messenger RNA. RefSeq lists its product as uncharacterized. The coding region runs from base 10 to 1494 and encodes 494 amino acids. Lineage: Eukaryota; Viridiplantae; Streptophyta; Magnoliopsida; Fabales; Fabaceae. The transcript has 2 exons. The record is from RefSeq and is a predicted model, not a curated record.